UUUGAUUUCACUUUAAUUAAAAUUAUUUAAUUGAGAUUUUAAAAUUGAAUCAUGAAAUGGAACCAAAAUAUACACACACAUACGAAUUACGGAAUACACCGCGGUUGAAUAGAAUGGUCUUAAAUUGCUUAAAAUAAAAUUAAUGCGUAGGUGCGAUUCGUAUUGCACUUUAUCUUAAUUAUUCUGGUUUUUUUUUAUGGUAAAUACCGCGAGAAAAUUCGCUGCUCUGGUUAAUUGUUGUUAUUGUUGUUGAAAUUGCCAAGAGCUACAAUUACAAUUGCAGGAGGAAGUAACUUGGAUUUCUUUCUACGUAUAAAAGUAAAGUGCAACCGUUUUUAGUCUUUUAUUUCGGUUUUGGAUUGAAGCGCAAAGGUUUGGAGGCGGUUGAGCAUUGAAGCAAGCCAAGUGUGGCAAACGAGUUAUUGUUCAGGAGAUGUUUUGUACAUUUCGAACAAUUAUUUGAAAAAUAAAAACAAAAUAAUUUAUUUGAACAUUCGAAAUUAGGAAUUCGAAGUGUUGGUCGAUAAGAGCUGUUUUAUUUUGCCAUAAGUGGAAAGUGUACAGAUACGAUCAGUGUGUUUCUCUUGAAAAAAUACAACGACAUAUACACUAAAUUAUGGAUAUCAUCCGGCAAAUGCUAAUAUUUCUGCUUUCGAUGUUGCCUUUUGCUACGGGAACAUUUUUCCCAUUCACAUCGUGGCGUACACCUUCGUUCGGGCCUCAAAGAUCCUAUGGAUAUCGAUCACAGCGUUCUUCGCCAAACAAUAAUCUCAUACCGAUACAGUCACCAAUUUUGGGCUUACGCGUUCUUGUUCCACGCGAUCUUUUGAAUUUAUUCAACGUUAGACCACCAUUUGGACAAGAGCCAAACUAUCCGCGUCCGAAUUCAUUCAAUCCAUUUAAUAUUAAUCCAUUCACUUCACAUCCAAAUUAUCCGCACGAGCAUCGACCAAAUGGAUUUCCACAACCAUUUACACCGAAUUACUUUCCGCAGAAUUACGCACCACCGAAUUACUCGCCACACACGCCAUUUGAUGCCGGUUCUUUCAUCAAUUUUAUGCGUGCACUGUACCCGGAUAUGAUAUACAGACCCGAUCCACGAUAUCCAAAUGUGUUUGCUAUUCGACUCCCUCCGAAUCAUACGCAUUCACCAGACUCACAAUCAUCACCGCCUCCCGAAUUUGAUCAAGAACCAAGUCGUUUCUUUCCCGAAGAAAAUCCACCAAAUGUAAACGAGUUUUUGGAACCACCGCCAAAUGUAUCACACACUCAUUCACCACCAUACAAUCAACCGCAGCACAACCAACAACCGCAAAACCAUUUAAUAAUCAUACGUUAAUCUAUUGUUAUACCUCAACAGUUACCAAAUACACAGAUAAAGUUAUGCAGAAGAGAAUUUUUGGCAUUUUUCU
Molecule: messenger RNA, 1412 nt
Organism: Sitodiplosis mosellana (orange wheat blossom midge)
Lineage: Eukaryota; Metazoa; Arthropoda; Insecta; Diptera; Cecidomyiidae
Exons: 2
Coding region: 617-1339 (240 amino acids)
Source: RefSeq, a predicted model, not a curated record